Poecilia latipinna (sailfin molly) is the source of this 1592-nucleotide messenger RNA. RefSeq names its product stress response protein NST1-like. NCBI's taxonomy places the organism in Eukaryota, Metazoa, Chordata, Actinopteri, Cyprinodontiformes, Poeciliidae. The record is from RefSeq and is a predicted model, not a curated record. The transcript has 5 exons. Bases 972 to 1571 code for a protein of 199 amino acids.
UUUGUUCAUAAAAAGUUUAUUUAUGUUAGUUUUAAUGUAACAUUGAUUAAAUAAAGAAAUUAAAAGGGCAAAUGACCAAACUACUGCCUUGUCCUUUGUUCAGCUCAUGCCGAUUGAGAGAAUGAGUAUUUAUUUAAAAUAAAUUGUGUUUUUAUAAACCUUUUUGAUAGGUACUUUUUCACCAGGGGGUCAUUUAGUUUUCACUGAAACCUGAAAAUGUUUGAUCUGUGAAUAAAUUUGUCGUAUAAUUAAUUUUAUGAUAUAAAAUGCAACUCAUUGCUACUCCCUGUGUUUAGAAAAGCUUAAAAUGCUUGUCAUUCAAAUGUCUUUUUAUAGAUUAUUAGCAAUAUAUUGAAAAAUAUGAUGCAAUAUAUAGCAAUACAAUUUUAGGGGAAAAUAAAAUUCUUAAAAUUCUUGUAACCUUUAUACAAUGUACACAAAAGAAGCAAAAAAAAUAAAUAAAUCAUGUCUAUCUCUGCAACAAGUACAAAAAAUAAAUCAUAAAAAUAAUUUAAAGCUGUAUAAAAAUAAAAAAAAAACAUUUUGUGCAUUUUUCUUUACAAACUCUAAUGAUUACUGUGUAAACUGAAAAUGCUUAAACGUCUAGCUAUGCUCUGGACCAAACUAAUACUUAGUUGCAGAACCACCUUUUUCAGAGAACCGUGGGAGUUAUUGACGACCAGCUUCUGGUACCUGUGAGCAGAUCUUCCACUCCAGGAUGAUUCAUUCCACCAUCCCUCUGCGUUUCUUGGCCUUAUCCCAGAAACGGCAGGUCUGACGUCACUUCACAGGUUUUCCGUUGGAUUAGGACCAAGGGAUUGGGCCGGCCGCUCUGUGAAGUUUACCUUUUUAAACAGAAUCAAGACCUGACAGUACUGCUGUGUUAGCUGGGAAGUGGGAACUCGGAGCUGGAUUUGACGUCAUACUCGAGGCUCUCUGCUCUCCAAUCAACUUGUCAAUCAUCUCCAGAGAUGGAGCGCAACGAGACCAAGUGCGAUUACUGUGGUGUAAGCUACCUGACUUUAUAUGAGAAUCGUCAGCUCCAGAGUCGGUUGGCUCAGUUAGAGGCUGAGCUCCAGGAAUGGAAGGAGACUGCCCAGAGGGAAAAGGCCCAACUGGAGGCUUGGGAGCUGAACAGGCUGGAGCAGGAGAGGGAGCUUCAGGCACAAGUUGAUGUCAGGGAGAAAACCACCAGAGACGAGCUGGAGAAAAGGUACAGGGACAUGACGAAAACGCUAAAAGAUGAGUUUGAAGCAAAAUCUGAUAGAACGAGGAAUAAGAUGAAAGCGGACCAUCAAAAAAUCAUUGAAGAGAAAGAAAGACAGCUGAGAAGGGAGCUUGGAGACUUGAUGGUGGAGAAACUAAGAAAGCAGAGGGAAGAACUGAAGAAGAGUGCUGAGGAGAGAGAAACUGUUCUGAGGACUGACCUUCAGAAGGCCAAAGAAAUUUCAAAGAACCUGAAGAAAAACCUUCAUGAGCUCAGACAGAGGCUGGGGACGGCAGACGACAUGAAGGAUGAGGCACAAGAGAAACUUAGAAAAGAGAAGCAGAAUGUUGAAACACUCAGGUAAGGAUGGUACAUAAAAACAGUG